CCUCCCCUCCUCUCAUCACUACCACCAAACCCCUCCUCUUCCUCUUCCUCUUCCUCCACCACUACCACACCACUCAAAAUGUCACAACGUCCUUAUUCCCCCCUUUCAUUUUGUUGUGCCCUUUUCAUACCAUUACUAUCUAUUCACCAUGUCUAUGCUUCAACUUCUUCAACUAGUUCCCCACAAGUUCAAACCUUGAACACAAAACCAGAUAUUAUAAACCCAAAACUACCACCAAGAACCCUCUCAUCCUCUAAGAAAUUUGAGGGCUCAUCAGAUUUAGUCAACCUUCGUUACCAUAUGGGUCCAGUCCUCUCUUCAGCCCCUAUAAACAUCUACCUUAUCUGGUAUGGCCGUUGGGCUAAUUCUCAAAAACUUCUCAUCAAGGACUUCAUUAACUCCAUCUCCCCCUCAACUGUUGCCGCCAAGCCCUCCGUCUCUGACUGGUGGCGCACUGUGUCUUUGUACACAGAUCAAACUGGGGCUAACGUCUCACGUUCAAUACUCAUAGCUGGCGAAUAUGCUGACAGUGCUUAUUCACAUGGGACUGGCUUAACAAGACUUACAAUCCAACAAGUGAUAGCUUCAGCAGUAAGAUCUGCACCUUUCCCAGUAGAUCACAAGAAUGGGAUCUACCUCAUAUUGACCUCACAAGAUGUGACCAUGCAAGACUUCUGUAGAGCAGUGUGUGGGUUCCAUUACUUUACAUUUCCAUCAAUGGUUGGCUACACAUUGCCUUAUGCUUGGGUUGGUAACUCAGGCAAACAAUGCCCUGAAGUAUGUGCUUACCCUUUUGCAGUCCCUGGUUAUAUGGGUGGAGGUGGACCAGGAGCCUUGAAGCCACCAAAUGGGGAUGUGGGUGUUGAUGGAAUGAUUAGUGUUAUAGGCCAUGAACUUGCAGAGUUGUCUUCAAAUCCCUUGGUGAAUGCUUGGUAUGCUGGGGAGGAUCCAACAGCACCAACUGAGAUAGGGGAUUUGUGUGAAGGGUUGUAUGGGACAGGUGGCGGUGGUGGGUAUAUAGGGCAGGUGAUGAGGGAUAGGAAAGGCAGGACCUUUAAUUUGAAUGGUAGAAGAGGGAGGAAGUUCUUGGUGCAAUGGAUCUGGAGCCCCGAGUUGAAGGCAUGUGCCGGUCCUAAUGCUUUGGACUGAUAAGGUGGUGGCCUUUUCUAGGACCUUGAAAAGUGGGAAACAAAAAGAAAAAAAGAAAAGAAAAAGAGAAAUAGACUAUCGAUUGUUAAAAAAGUCAGGUUCUAUGCUCUUGAAUUUGAUUUUUCUUUCAAUUUCUUCUAGUUCUUGGGGUUAUCUUGGUGGUGGAAAUUGCCUGUAUACACGAGUGAAGAAGGUGGAGGUUGGGGAAGGAGGAGGGGAGAUUUGUUUUCUUGUAUUUCUUCAGUUUUUACUUAUUUUUUUUCUUUUUAUGAUUAAAAAUCAUUGUAGUUGAUCAGAUGUACAAAAAAAGAAGAAGAUGGUGAUGCUAGAUUUUGAUGCUAUUUUAAAAGUAUAUUUAUAUA
Molecule: messenger RNA, 1511 nt
Organism: Populus nigra (black poplar)
Lineage: Eukaryota; Viridiplantae; Streptophyta; Magnoliopsida; Malpighiales; Salicaceae
Product: protein EXORDIUM-like 5
Exons: 1
Coding region: 79-1149 (356 amino acids)
Source: RefSeq, a predicted model, not a curated record